CAGACAGGGAUAGUCCCGGCUACCCAGCAUCUUCCCGGUACGGAGAAAGAGAAAGAAAAAAUUCGCUCAAGCCAGCGGGCCCCAGCGCCUUUCCACCAGAGCAGCGCUGCUGUGGAGCUGCCCCCUGCGCAGGCUCUCGUCUGCGGCCGGUCCCAAAUACCUCCUCUUUCUCCUCCGGGAAUUUCUGCUCCCUGGGAUCAUCCCGAGGAAUUCACCUUUUCCCCAGGCUCCACCGGCCAAACGGGGCGCCCCAACAAAUUCCGAUUUCCACUCGCUCUCUUUUAUUGGUAGUUGAGCCUGAGCUUGUUUUCGCUCUAUCGGGAAUUCUGGUGUAUGGAAAUGUCUGUAAAACCGCAAGAUCAGGUUUAGGAGAGUAUUGUCUGCAGACAAAGGGUGAAGGAUAUAUUCUAAGAACUGCAAGCGCAGAUCCUGAAAAGUGAGGAGUCCAGGUUUAUGAUAAAUUGAUGCACAGGUCCGUGCCCACGGAUUAUCCCAAGGAACCUGAAGAUCCUACCCACACAGUUAAAGUCAAAAAUCAAGAAAAAACAUAAGUGUGGUGGAUACGAGUGGCCCGGGCCGACGACGUGAGGCGCGGGACGGCAGUCAAUGUUAUUUGAGCGGGGGCCGCGGGCCUCGGCGAUCGCAGAGCGGAGAAUGCAGAAAGCCGCUUACUACGACAACGCGGGGCUCUUCGGGGGCUACAGCUAUAGCAAGGCCGACGCCUACCCCUACGGCGCGACCCACCAGUCCUACGGCCAGGCUGGCCUGGACGGCGAGUACCCCGGCUCCGCCUGCUCCGUCCAGGGCUCGGGUCCCGGUCGUGCCCCUGCCCACAAGGGCAGCGAGCUGAGCGGCAGCUGCAUGCGGACGGCGGGGGGUGGCCCAGGGGGCAGCCAGCCCUCGGGCAUCGGCGAACAGCAGCCCCCGGCGCUGCCGCCCUCCUCCCCGCCCAACCCCCCUCCCAGCGCGCCCCCUCCGAAAAAAAACAAGGGAGGCCCCAACUCCUCGAGCUCGACCACCGCCACCCUCAGCAAGCAGAUAUUCCCCUGGAUGAAGGAGUCCCGGCAGAACUCCAAGCAGAAAAGCACCUGCGCCCCUUCAGGAGAAAGCUGCGAGGACAAGAGCCCCCCCGGGCCGGCCUCCAAGCGGGUGCGCACAGCCUACACCAGCGCGCAGCUGGUGGAGCUGGAGAAGGAGUUUCACUUCAACCGCUAUCUGUGCCGGCCGCGCAGGGUGGAGAUGGCCAACCUUCUCAACCUGACAGAGCGGCAGAUAAAGAUCUGGUUCCAGAACCGCCGGAUGAAGUACAAAAAGGACCAGAAAGCCAAAGGCAUCAUGCACUCUCCCGUCGGACAGUCCCCGGACCGCAGCCCCCCCCUGAGCGGCCCAAACCACGUCGGUUACUCCAGCCAGAUCCCCAGCGUCAACAGCCUCAGCUAUGACGCGCCCUCGCCCACCUCUUUCGCAAAGUCCCAGCAGAGCAUGUACGGGCUGGCCGCCUACACGGCGCCGCUGAGCAGCUGCCUGCCGCAGCAGAAGCGCUACGCGGGCGCGGAGUACGACCCCCACCCCAUGCAGAGCGGCGGCGGCGGUUUCGCCAAUCCCAGCCUGCAGGGCAGCCCUGUUUACGUGGGGGGCAACUUCGUGGACUCGAUGCCGGCCUCGGGCCCCAUGUUCAACCUGGGGCACCUGCAGCAUCCCUCCUCCGCCAGCGUGGACUACAGCUGCGCUGCCCAGAUCCCCGGUGGCCAUCACCACGGACCUUGCGACCCCCACCCCACCUACACGGACCUCUCCUCCCACCACAGCUCUCAGGGACGGAUGCAGGAGGCACCCAAGCUCACGCAUCUGUAGCGGGGCGGCGGGGCCCGCUCCCCUCUCCAUUACCUCACUUUUCUGACGGGACAGUGUUACUUUGCUCUCGAGUGCCAACAGUGUUAGUGGAUUUGUCUCCCCUAGCAGCUCCCUUCUUCCUUCCGCAGCCCCGGGUAGGUCCGCGAGCAGGAGCCUUUCUCUUAGAGCUGUGUUUAAGCAUGACAGUGCAAUAUACUGCAAACCGAGGGACUGGUAAGCUGGUAAUGAUGUACUUGAAGGUAAGUCUUAGAGAUGCCGUAGUGUUAGCAGCGCGUCAUGCUGAGGUGUUUUAGAGCAGGGGUGAGCGGUGGGAACUCGCCCGCGCGUAAACUUAUUCCAGAGAAGUUAAUUUAUGAAUUCUUCCGUAACGUAAGGAUUGCAUUGGACUAAACGAUAUGUAUUUAUUAUUUUAAGCGAGACAUUUUUGUAUCACUGAUUAUUUAUCCUCGUCUUAAUGUAUUUAUGUGGGUAUUUGUAGAGUUCCUUCACCAAUACUUCGGGAGAGCGAUUCAGGUCCGUGGUGACUGACAUUUCACCUAUUUAGUAUAUUCGGUCUGAGCUAGUUGAGAGAGUAGUCUUGAACAGUUGUAACAGUGGCUGGUGUUCGUAGUUUAUGUAAGGAUUAAUUAAGACAGCAAGUCGUAAGUCAUGAAUAGAGUAAAACAAACUGUGGCAUCACACAAAAGAGCCGUUACACUUUAAAAAAAAUAAUAGUAUCGGAGUUAUUUUAAAAGUAUUUAUUUAUGGCCGGCCCCCAGCGCCAGGGUGGCUUGGGGGCAGCUGGCUUGGCCGGGUGAAGCCACCCUUGGCUGGAAGCACAGCCGCUUGGAGGAGGCGAUCUACGAAGCAGGGCUCUUGGCCAUCUUGUUUCAGAUCAAAUCCUGCGUACAAAAGCCUCGAUGAGGUUAACGUUUAUUUAUUGACUGGGUAUCUAUCACACAUAUUAUUAUUUGGGUGGGCUAUUUUAUUUUCUUUCUUAUUUUUUAUUGUUUUAAAUUACACUCUGGCUAUCUGAAAUAGGAAAGAAAUUAGAAGCUUAGAACGCAAAAAAAUUAGAAACCCUCUGAUAGUGCUAAUUUCAUUAGGGUCUCCAUAGCAAUCUGCGCAGCAGCUGCCGCCUCCUUUGUUAUUUAUACUGUUGUCUUUAUACUAUCCAUAAAUCAAUUUUUUGGACAUCUUUGGAAGCCUGAGCUUUUCCUCUUGUUUUUCAUAAAACUAAACUUUGAAAGAAAAUUGACAAUCAGGUAGACGCAGCCGAAGGGCAGCCGCAGAGGCGGGGUGCGGGCAGGGGCGCCCGGCGAGGAUGGUCCCGUCCCCCCGGACCGCGGCUGCGGGGCAUCGCCGCCUCCUUCCGUCACCAAUGGGACCGCUAACACGGGGAGGAAUAAAGAAAAAUUAAAAAAAAAAAGGAAAAAAACCCCAAAGAACCACAAAACGAUGCUCUGAACCCUCGUGUUUCCUCCUCUUUAGUUACACGGCUGUAUUGAAUCCCUCGCUGAAUAUACAGAUACUUCUUUUGUAAACGUUGUCAUUAAAGUCUCUUCCUGACGGUACACGUCGCUCCGAGAAGACUGUUCUUACCUCUUUCUAAAAGUGUCGAGAUAAAGAUAAAUCCGAACUUCCGUAUUCCCCACGAACCCAUCUGACAUGCCACUUGCUAGUCUGACAAACACUGCAGCUCCUACUCCAUCCUCUAAUGAAAGGACCUGGUAUUCCUAUUGUGGGAAAUAUUUUAACCCCUCUAAUUCUAGUCAACACAGACAAAUUUUAUCUCUUUUUUCUUUCCUUCCUUCCUUCCUUCCUUCCUUCCUUCCUUCCUUCCUUCCUUCCUUCCU
Molecule: messenger RNA, 3689 nt
Organism: Melopsittacus undulatus (budgerigar)
Lineage: Eukaryota; Metazoa; Chordata; Aves; Psittaciformes; Psittaculidae
Gene: HOXD3
Product: homeobox D3
Exons: 5
Coding region: 607-1854 (415 amino acids)
Biological process (GO): anterior/posterior pattern specification; embryonic skeletal system morphogenesis; regulation of transcription by RNA polymerase II
Cellular component (GO): nucleus
Molecular function (GO): RNA polymerase II cis-regulatory region sequence-specific DNA binding; DNA-binding transcription factor activity, RNA polymerase II-specific
Source: RefSeq, a predicted model, not a curated record